Molecule: messenger RNA, 246 nt
Organism: Clunio marinus
Lineage: Eukaryota; Metazoa; Arthropoda; Insecta; Diptera; Chironomidae
Source: the annotation of a GenBank genome assembly
AUGUCGAAUACAAUACGGAGAUUGCGAUGUUUUAUUGUUCAAUGUGCUUUCGAAGCAGACAAAUUGUUGAGCUUUAAUAAAACUUACGACAUAACUUAUAGGUUUCUGACUCUUUGUCUCGAAUUCUUUUCUGCUUUUUGUAUAAACAGCAUCAAUAAUUUUAACAAUGAUUACAAGUUUUGUGAGACAAGAAUAAAUGGAUUUCAUGUGUUGCUUGAGGGUUAUACAAAUGGAAAUUAUAUUUAA